AUGAAUUUCAACGUCUGGAAUAUCAAGGAGAUGUUGAGCACACCAACACCCACAGGGCCUAACAAGUUUUCCAGCCAGAGCAGUGCUCCCAGUGACUACUCAAGUUUGAGCGAUUCUCAGCUGCUCUUUGGCUCCCAGUUCUGCCCAGAGAAUGUGCAGUCAGCAGCAGCGCCGCUGGAGCAGGGCAUGCAGCUGGCACAGCAUAGCUCCAAGGAUAGCAAGCCCAGUAUUUUUAGCAAAUACCAGGCAAAACCACAGUUAUUUGAUGAAGAUGCAAAAGAAAAAGGUUUGGUUAGCACCUUUGGCUCAGGAAGACUGAAGAAUGUUUUGGAAAAUUUUGAAGUGAAUAAGAACAAAAUAAAGGACAAAUACGAUCGUGAGGUUUUGAGCACCUCUAUUUCCAGUAUCAAAGACAGUCUUCAAGAACUGCAAGCAUGCUUGGACAAGUGUGAAGAAAUGCUUGAUUCAAGAAACAAAUCCAUUUUGGUUCACCUAGAAACCAUUUCCAAGACAAUGCAAGAUGCUUUUCAAAGUCACUGUGACCCGGUGCUGAAAGCCCUCACAGAUAAAAGCCAAAUGGAGCAGGCACUGCUGGAGAUGGAGAGAAGACUCGCAGCCAAAGAUGUGGAGAUUCUGGAAGUGAAAUCCAGUAUCCAACUGCUGAAGGAGGGUCUGGAGUCAUUGCCAGCUCAGCUGAAUAAUCAGCACCUAAAGCUUUGGGAAGAACUAGGCUUCCUGAAGCUCCCCAACACCUUGGUGGAGCUGCACACAUUCGUUUCCAGUGCCAAGCUGCCCCCUCACACAACAGAUAACUCUUGCCAGACCUCCCCUGGCCCCUGCCAGAACUGUGUUCGGGGUGAGGAGAACUCGCACUGGCUGUUCUGCCAAGGCAGGGGGAUUUGCAGCUCCUCGGGUCAGUCUCAGUCCUGCUGCAUGAUCCUGGGGGAACAGCAUGCAGACUUCUCCCUGAGGAAUCAGGUCACUAAGGGUGGCACAUCUACAGGUGUCCUAAACACAGCUUCAGGAGCAUGUGGCAGAGAAAACACCUAUUUGCAGGUGAAGUAUGGUUUGGAAACACAGAGCUGUGCUAGCCACCCUUGCUUGUGCUGCACUAACAGUCAAUUUUUGGGGGGUAUUCAGAAGAAAAACGGUUCUAUACCUCAGAAGAUGCCUCCAUCAACUCCAGUGCCUCUACCAACUCCAAUGAGGAAGGCAUUCAGGAGAGGCACUCAAGGACUUCAGCAUGUGACACCAUUACAACAGGGGCAACCUCAAAUUUGCCACCUUCCUGUACAGAAAGAUACAUCUGGCCAAAGAGACUGGGUCACAGACAGUGAGACAGAGAGUGCAGCUGUAGAGGACAAAGCAAAACAGAGGCCAGGAAGGAUCCCCUGGAAUAAAACAGUGGGAAGGAAGAAAACUGCUAGGAGGGAAGGUGAGCUCUCUAGUUGUGCUGACAGUGGACUAAAGCAAAGGAAGGCAAAUGGGAUUAUGGAGUCAGAAAGCUCCAGAAAAAAUUACUUUUCCAGAUACAUGGUUGCCCUUGAUUUAGGAAGCUCUGACCCGCUUUAUGCAGCUCCCAAUAGGCAGAUCCUCAGCAGCGCUCAGCAGAAGCUUAUAAAGAAUUUCCCACUGUGCUCCAAUAAAAGCUUGCGACAACUUGCAGACAAAAAAAAGAGAAGUUUGGAAAUGAAGAAAAGAGCCAAUGUGUCCAGUGUAAAAAGGAAUGUCUGGGAUUCCUCUCCUCAGGAGAAUAUAUUUCCCCUGUGUAGCACCACAGGUGAAAAGCAGAUGAGCUGCUUCACUCUGUGCAGCCCUGCAGCUUCCAACAAACCAAGCCCUGUCACCACGCUGGCUCAGCAGCACACAGCCUGCUGCUCUUUAGUUCUGGAUAGUGAUUACUCUGAUUGA
Messenger RNA from Indicator indicator, 1911 nucleotides. It is a transcript of the gene IHO1, whose product is annotated as interactor of HORMAD1 1. Gene Ontology annotation, biological process: meiotic DNA double-strand break formation; homologous chromosome pairing at meiosis; DNA recombination. NCBI's taxonomy places the organism in Eukaryota, Metazoa, Chordata, Aves, Piciformes, Indicatoridae. The coding region runs from base 1 to 1911 and encodes 636 amino acids. The transcript is spliced from 7 exons. The record is from RefSeq and is a predicted model, not a curated record. Gene Ontology annotation, cellular component: condensed nuclear chromosome.